Messenger RNA from Triticum aestivum (bread wheat), 1101 nucleotides. RefSeq names its product natterin-1-like. The transcript has 2 exons. The record is from RefSeq and is a predicted model, not a curated record. Lineage: Eukaryota; Viridiplantae; Streptophyta; Magnoliopsida; Poales; Poaceae. The coding region runs from base 35 to 982 and encodes 315 amino acids.
ACUACCUUAGAGAAUACUCAGAGGCAUUGAGAGGAUGGCGGUGGAAAUACAUCUCCCAUGCUGCUUCGCUCUCAAGUCGAAGCGCCAUGAGAGCUACCUUCGUUAUGUUCACGAGGAAGGAGACGAGACGACCAACGGGCAGCUGCAGCUCAACGGCGAGGACGCCGUCAACCCCUUCACCAGGUUCGAUUCCGAGCCGUCGCUGCUGCACGAAGGUAUGGUUCACAUUCGAUGCCGCUACAACCGCAAGUACUGGGUGCCUCGUCAGCGUGGCGGCGGCUGGUGGAUCGCCGCGGACGCCCAUGAGCCGGAAGAAGACAUCGACAGCGCCAACUGCACCCUCAUCAAACCCAUCAUCAGUGUCACAGACUCCAAGUCCAAGGCCAACGAUGACGAUACUACUACUGGAGCCGCCAUGACCGAGCCCGUCCUUGACCGGGAGAUCUACAACGUCGAGUACAGGCUGAACAAUGUCAGGAUCUACGAAACCAGCGUCAUCACCAUGGCCACCACGGCCGCCGUCAAUGACACCUCCAAGGAGAACAUCAAGACGCUCACUCUCGCCUACGAGGAGUCCGAGUUGAGCACCUGGGACGCCACCCUCGAGCUCAAGCUAGGGUACAAGUCCAGGCUCCGAGCCGGGUUCCCAAAGCUCGGCCUCGGUGCCACCGUCAACAUCUCCGCCGAGUUCUUCGGGGCCUACAACUGGGCCGAGACCAUGGAGAAGAAGGUGAGCCAUGAGGUUGAGUACGAGGUCACCGUGCCUCCCAAGACCAAGGUAACCGUCAGACUCAUCGCGACGAGGAGUGCCAUCGACGUCCCCUUCGACUACCAGCAGAGGGACGUCAUGUCCACCGACGGAAAAGCUCGGGUUGUUAGCAGGACGGAUGGCCUCUACACUGGCGUCAACAGCUACAACUUCAAGUUCCAGACCACGGAGGAGAAGCUCAAGCCAAGGCUUUUGGCCACAACCCCUCCUUGAGUUCUGUAUACGUACAUGUAUGGGACGUACUAAUAAAUAAAGUCCAUAAAACGAGUGCCGGGUCCCAAUGUGUUUCCAAAGUUUUCCAGUGAGUUGUACUAAUAAAAAAAUAAUCCAAA